Messenger RNA from Prorocentrum cordatum, 867 nucleotides. The record is from the annotation of a GenBank genome assembly. NCBI's taxonomy places the organism in Eukaryota, Dinophyceae, Prorocentrales, Prorocentraceae.
AUGAACGGCAGCGUUUUUGGGGCCACGUGCAAGCGCACGGGGCGGCCCGUUGCUGUCAAGAGCUUCCAGUUGCGGAGAAUGAAGAGCAGGCAGGUGUCGCAGUUAGAGUGCGAGAUUGAGAUCUUCCUCAGCAUGAAUCACCCGCAUGUUGCCGACCUGAUCGACGUGUACAGGGGCCAACAGCAGGUGGACUUGGUGAUGGAGUGUCUCUCUGGGGGAGAGGUUCUUGACAGGGUGCUCGAGGAGGAGUACUUUGGCGAGGACGUCACUGCGAGCACGUUGCGACAGAUGCUUCUAGCUGUGAACUACUUACACACUCACAACAUAGUUCAUCGGGACCUGAAGCUAGAAAAUUUCUUAUAUGAAAAGCGAGGCGGCGAUCAUUUGAAGCUCAUCGACUUCGGAUUUAGCCGAAUCUGGGUGGCGGACCAGUCGACCAUGGGAAUAGCCUUGGGCUCUUUAUAUUACGUGGCGCCAGAGGUGCUCGACAAAAACUACGGAGCAACGUGCGACCUGUGGUCCAUGGGAGUCAUUGCGUUCGUGCUUCUCACAGGAUGUUUUCCUUUUGGUGGCACCACAAGAUCCCAGACGAUCAAGCGCAUCCGUACUGGCGACAGGGACGAGCUGCCAUUUGGAAAAGUGUCUACGACAGCUGAGGAUUUCGUGGAUAAGCUCUUGGUGGUUGACCCUGCGACCCGGCUCACUGCAGAGACAGCGUUGAGGUGGCUGGUGGAUUUUGCCCACGCGUCUCACUUCCGGCGUGUCUGCAUGUCCUUCAUGGCUUGGUCGCUGGCGGUGAGGAGGAAGAGGAUAAGGGGGGAGGAGGAGGAGGGGAAUGGGGAGAAUACGGUCGAGGUCCUUGACUAG